Messenger RNA from Pezoporus occidentalis (night parrot), 2274 nucleotides. It is a transcript of the gene GPATCH2, whose product is annotated as G-patch domain containing 2. The record is from RefSeq and is a predicted model, not a curated record. Gene Ontology annotation, cellular component: nucleus. Gene Ontology annotation, molecular function: nucleic acid binding. The coding region runs from base 151 to 1602 and encodes 483 amino acids. The transcript has 10 exons. Lineage: Eukaryota; Metazoa; Chordata; Aves; Psittaciformes; Psittacidae.
GGGGGGAGACGUUGGUGUUUUCCUCACCGGGUCAGAGGCGUUGGAGGCCGGGCAGGGGUGGUUCGCCGUGGUUAUAAGUGAGCAAUGUGCUGGAGGGAGGAACUUCCGCCUCCUUGCUAAUAAAGGAGCAGCAGGCAUUUCAGUAGGACUAUGGAGGAGCUGGUUCACGAUCUAGUCUCAGCACUGGAAGAAAGUUCAGAGCAAGCACGAGGAGGUUUUGCUGAUACUGGAGAUCAUUCUCGCAGCGUGUCUUGUCUUCUCAAGCGUCAGGCAAGGAAAAGGAGGGGACGCAAAAGGCGUUCAUUUACCACCCAUCAUCCCUGGGAGACUGGCCACUGCUUAAGCGAAGGUUCUGAUUCCAGUUUAGAGGAAUCAAACAAAGACUACAGGGAGAAUCAUGCUAAUAAGAAAGACCACAGUGACUCUGAUGACCAGUUGUUGGUUGCUAAGCGCAGGCCUUCCUCAAACUUAAAUAACAUUAGAGGCAAAAGGCCUCUGUGGCAUGAACCAGAUUUAGCUGUCGACAGUUUAGGAAACAGAAUUUUGCGCAGGAGAAGAAAGGUAAAACGGAUGGCAAUAGAUCUGCCAUCAGAAGUCUCUAAUGCACUGACAAUAACUCAACAGCAGGAUAACAGCAGAGAUCAAGAAAUGGACAAUAACAAUAAAUCAUACCAACACCAAGAGUUCUCCAAGAACAAAGUGAAAAAAAGAAAAGUAGCAGCAGCUCGACAAGGACCAGAAGUCUUGGAUGAAGGAGUAGUUAUAGAAAGUGAAGAAGUGACCCAAGCAAAUAAGGACAAAAUGGAGUAUGAAGAGCAAAAAGGCUCAGAUGAGAACAUGAGUGACAGUGAAUCCAGCAGUCUGAGCAGCAGUGAUGCUGGUUUGUUUACCAAUGAUGAGGGAAGACAAGGUGACGAUGAGCAGAGUGAUUGGUUUCAUGAAAAUGAACCUGGUGGAGCAUGUGGAAUUACUGGAGUCAUUCCAUGGUGGGAACAAGAAGACGCUACAGAACUUGAAAGAGAAUUGCCUGAUCCAGUCUUCGAAAGUAUUUUAACUGGGACUUUUCCUCUCAUGUCCCAUUCAGGGAGGAGAGGUUUCCAGAGUAGAUUUAGUCAUCUUCAUGGAAUGCCAGCAAGAAACAUAAAAAAGGCUUCAGGAAACCAGAAUGCAUUGAUAACUCCAGGACCAGGCGGUAGCAGGAAAACAGUUCACAUGUCCCAGGAUUGUCUUCACCAUGACCACUGGUUUAGCCCUGGGGCUAGGAAGGAACAUAGCCAGCUUCAGCUCUUGCGAGACAACCGCUCAGAGAGAGGACACAAGAAAAACAGCUCUGUAAAAACAGCAAGCAGGCAAACCAGUGUACAUUUAGGAUCAUUGUGCAUGGGAGACAUCAAACGGAGAAGGAAAGCUGCUCCCCUGCCAGGACCUACAGGGUUUGUAGGUGAAAACACCCAACCAAUCCCAGAAAACAACAUUGGGAACAGAAUGCUUCAGAGCAUGGGCUGGACCCCUGGUACGGGCCUAGGACCGGACGGCAAAGGGAUUGCAGAACCAAUACGAGCUAUCCAGAGACCAAAAGGACUCGGACUUGGAUUUAGCUGACAGAAAUGCGCUCUGGCUGCCUGAUAAAAAUAAGGCUAAAAAUUAAUUUUAAAAGACACACAAAACAAAAAAGAAAAAGUAAAUUUACAUCAUUUGUUGUGAUCAGCAAAUCCUGUUAUUCUUCUCUCAAAGAUCACUGAAGUCAAUCUGCUUCACAUUAGCUACACCAGCUGCAAGGUACAGCCACAGUGACAGACCCGGCAUUCAAGUCUUAACUUUAUAAUGGUGCUAAAAUGUACAAAAAUUUCUACUUUUUUAGUUUCUGUUGUCUUAAAGUUUGUAUUCAGCAUAAAAUUCCAUAUAUUCACUUCUGGCACAGCAGGUUUUAGUAUAUAAGCAAAUUUACUUCUUCUUUCUGUAAGUAUAAUUUCAGCUGAAGAAUCUUGAUCAGAUUCAUCAGGGAAAACAGAACUUUUUACAGCUCUUGUGUUUCCCCCCUUUUCAGGCAUAGUUUCCAAACCUGGUAUUUCUAGUGUUUAACAGUAUUUGAGGAUAAGCUGUCAUUUUAUACACGUUUCCCACUGGAAGGUGAUAUGGUAUGCAGUUUUUGUAUAAGGGCACGAAAAAUGGCUUUGUUGUCAUAGGAAUGCCAUUCCAACGCUAUUAUCUGGCAAUGUAUCACUGUCUUCCACAUUGAAGCUCAAAAGUAAAGCUUUUAUACUUGUUUUUACA